AUGCCUCAUAGACAGCCUUGUAAACAAUGUGGGAGGAGUCAUUUAGAUAUAUGUUGUAUUGGAACAGAUGCCUGUUAUUGGUGUGGUAGAGGUCAACAGGUUCCUACAGGUCGUGGUAGAGGUGUUAGAGGAGCAGCUAGUUUUAGCGGAGUCCAAAAUUGCACAUAUGCUCUAGGGAGUCGACAGAACUUGGAGUCUUCACCUGACAUAUUAACAGGUACAUUGUUCAUCUUUUCACAUAAUGUAUAUGCGUUAAUUGAUCCUGGUUCCACACUAUCGUAUAUCACUCCACUAGUUGCUGGGAAGCUUAAAAGAACACCAAAAUUAUUGAAUAAACCAUUUGAAGUGUCUACACCAACUGUUGCGUCUAUUAUAGCAAGAAGGGUCUAUCAUAACUGCAUAGUAACUGUUUAUGAUCAUGAUAUAUUGGCUGACCUAAUUGAACUAGAAAUGGUUGAAUUUGAUGUUAUAAUGUGUAUGGAUUGGUUGGCUUCUUGUUAUGCCACGGUGGAUUGCCAAACUAAGAGAGUGCACUUUCACUUUCCAAAUGAGGUAGUCCUUGAAUGGGAAGGCAAUGUUGCAGUGCCAAAGGGUAAGUUUAUUUCUUAUUUGAAGGCGAGGAAGAUGAUGUCAAAAGGGUAUAUAUGUCAUCUAGUUAGAGUGAGAGAUGUGGAGGCAGAACCACCGACUCUUCAAUCUGUUCCGGUAGUAAAAUGA
This is a messenger RNA of Solanum tuberosum (potato), 717 nucleotides long. RefSeq lists its product as uncharacterized. The record is from RefSeq and is a predicted model, not a curated record. NCBI's taxonomy places the organism in Eukaryota, Viridiplantae, Streptophyta, Magnoliopsida, Solanales, Solanaceae. Bases 1 to 717 code for a protein of 238 amino acids. The transcript is spliced from 2 exons.